Molecule: messenger RNA, 654 nt
Organism: Rhipicephalus microplus (southern cattle tick)
Lineage: Eukaryota; Metazoa; Arthropoda; Arachnida; Ixodida; Ixodidae
Product: monocarboxylate transporter 12
Biological process (GO): transmembrane transport
Molecular function (GO): monocarboxylic acid transmembrane transporter activity
Source: RefSeq, a predicted model, not a curated record
AUGCAGGAUGGUAUCGUGCAGAUGUUCAGCUUCUUCUGGCGCCCGAUGUUCGUGCCGCUGAUGGCGACUGGUGUGGUGUACGGCUACGUGUUCGGCACCUACCUGAUAACGAUUGUGGACCACGCGGAGGGCGUGGCGCAUGCCAGCAACGACGACGGCGCCAUACUGAUCUCGGCCAUGGCCUUUGGCGACUUCUUGAGCCGAAUCGGCACGGGCUACAUCACCGACCGCCACUGCAUCAGCCGCGAGUGGAUGCUUAUCAUCAACUUUACCUUGCAGGGCGUAUGCUACUUGCUGCUAGCUCACUUGCACACAGUGGCGAGCAUGGCAGUGGUGGCGCUGGUGUUCGGCCUGAAUAACGGUGGCACGAUAGCGUCGAUGCCAGUGCUGCUGGCCGACCACCUGGGCGACGACCAUCUGCCGCUCACGUUUGGUAUGCACCGGCUCUCCAUGGGAGUGGCAUCGCUCUCCAGGCCAUUGCUCAUCGGAUACUUCAAGGACAAGCACGACUCGUACAACGGCCUCUUCUAUCUGGUGGCGGCCGCUUGUGUUCUCGUGGCGAUCUUGUGGUGCAUCAUCGUGAUGGCCGACUCCAUCAAGGGGCUCAUUCUAGGGAGGCCCAUCCACGCAGACGCUCUCGCCAUACCCGCCUGA